UCAUCCGUGCCGAAAGGUGUGGCUCAUGGCACGAGGGGAGUUGUUGAGGCUCUUGUCUUGAAGGCUAGCUAGUCCUCUGCAAUACUCAUCCUCUCUUUCUGUCGUUCCAUCACACUCCUAAUUACAGAAAGAAGGCGACAUCUGAUUAACUACUCAUCUCCUUUCACUUUCUUCUUAUCUCUCCUAUAAGUAGAGAUACAUUCACUUUCAAGUCAAUCAUUACUUUUUAAUUUUGAAAUGGGCUGCAACCAAACAAUUCCCUCUCUUACUAUUUCACUUCUCAUUCUUACCAUUUCAAGCUUAUCCCACUUCACAUUCCACGCUGAAGGAAGAAAAUUGCUUCAUACCAACCGUCACGGGGAUAAUGAGAUAGAGAGUGAAAAGAGAGCAAUGUUAACAUCACAAAUUGGGUCUAGGCCACCUAGAUGUGAAAAAAGAUGCGGUACUUGCGGUCACUGUGAAGCCAUUCAGGUUCCGACGAAUCCACAAAUUACAAAUGGAAAUAAGAAUCAUACCAUCAACAACAAGAAAGCGUACAACAACAUUGCCUAUGCAAGGGACAAUGACAACUCAAACUACAAGCCAAUGAGCUGGAAAUGCAAAUGUGGGAAUCUCAUCUUCAAUCCUUAAGCAACAACGCAAACUAUAAGUACAGUUACCUUGUACAUGAAUCAUUGCUACUUUCUUGUUUAGUUUGAAAGUUGAGUUUUUAACCCCAAAAUAAUCCCCUUUAAUUUGGGCCCAAGUCUAUUUUAUUACUACCUUAAAUGCGUACAAACCUUUCAAGUUUUACACAACUAACGUAAGUGUAUUAUGUUUUUCCGUGUCCAAGUAAAAUAACAAUCAUGAUCAACGACUUCUUUCUUGCCAUAA
Solanum lycopersicum (tomato) is the source of this 873-nucleotide messenger RNA. Its product is annotated as EPIDERMAL PATTERNING FACTOR-like protein 2. Lineage: Eukaryota; Viridiplantae; Streptophyta; Magnoliopsida; Solanales; Solanaceae. The record is from RefSeq and is a predicted model, not a curated record. Gene Ontology annotation, biological process: stomatal complex development; guard cell differentiation.